Molecule: messenger RNA, 3978 nt
Organism: Rhododendron vialii
Lineage: Eukaryota; Viridiplantae; Streptophyta; Magnoliopsida; Ericales; Ericaceae
Product: E3 ubiquitin-protein ligase UPL6
Exons: 26
Coding region: 317-3424 (1035 amino acids)
Biological process (GO): protein polyubiquitination; ubiquitin-dependent protein catabolic process
Molecular function (GO): ubiquitin protein ligase activity
Source: RefSeq, a predicted model, not a curated record
GCAACACACUUCCAUUGGUGUUCUUUCUUUGUACAAGACAGCAGAGGGGAAAAAGGAGGCGAAAAAACAAACAGCACUCUUCAUUACUCUCUCUCUGUUUCUUCUCUCAAAUCAAAUUCGUUCUUCCUUCCUUCCUUCCUUCCUUCUCCUCCAAUUCGAUUUCACUUUCCACCUAAUCUAAUUCCCCUCACAGUCCAAGCCGAUAACUUCUAGGGCAAGCUCUCCGAUCAAUCAUCGGGGCCGAUAAUCGCUACCAGACUGUGUUCGAGAUUGCAAAACUCGGAUUUUUUUAGGGCUUCUAAUUGUGGUUUGAGUAAUGUUCUUCAGUGGGGACUCGUCCGCUCGUAAGCGAGUCGAUUUGGGAGGUCGUAGUUCCAAGGAGAGAGACCGCCAGAAGCUUCUGGAGCAAACCAGGUUAGAGAGGAACCGACGCCUCUGGGUGCGUACUCAGAACUCCGCCGCCAUCAAAAUUCAGAAAUGCUUCAGAGGAAGAAAGGCAGUAGAAGCUGAACACUUGAGGGUAAGAGGGCAGUUUUUUAUGACAUAUGGGAAGCAUUGUCAACAUGUAGACAGACGUUGUUUUCGGUCGGAUUCAGAUUUUCUCAGACAAUUACUUUUCUUCUUCAAUCCUCGAAAUCAUGCUGAUUUCUCUGCUCUUGUGGAGACAUGUCGAUUACUUCAACAGUUCGUUCGAGAAAGCGGGGAUAUUCUGAGCCUCUUUGCAGGCAUUGACUAUUCCUCUAGCUCCGCUUUGGUCGACUACAGGAUGAAGCAACUCGCAUAUGCAUGUAUUUGGGCUGUUCAUCAUAACAGAAAUCAAUUGCUGGAUCAACUGUUUUUGACAUCUGAUAAGUCCAGUAGCUCAACAAUCCUCUUGUUAGAGGCAGUAGUUAUGUUGAUUGAUCCCAGACUUCCCUGGUCUUGUAAGAUAGUUGGCUAUCUCUUGCAAAGGAAUACAUAUAACCUGUUGAGGGAGAUUAUACUCACUGGAAAGGAAAGAACAAGAUUGCAAGACUCAGUUGGGAAAAUAUCUUCUCUGGAGAGUGUCCUUGCCCUCCUUAUAUCUCAUGUUGGUCAGGGAUCAUGUGUUUGUCCUAAUAUUGACCCACGAUGGAGUUUCUCAUCACAGAUUCUAACAAUUCCUUUCUUGUGGAAGCUUUUUCCAUACCUAAAAGAGGUUUUUGCAACGAGGGGAUUAAAUGAACACUAUAUUCAUCAGAUGGCAUUGUGUGUGCAAAAUCAUGCCAAUGUUCUACCGAAUGAUGUAUCUACUCAAUAUCCUGGUUAUGCCUGCCUUCUUGGAAAUCUUCUCGAAACAGCUGGAGUCGCUUUUUCUCAGCCAGACUGCUCAUUUGAUACGGCUAUAGACUUUGCAGCUGUUGCAACAUUUUUGUUGGAGGCUCUUCCUCCUAUACAAGCAUCUAACAGGGAAAGUAAAGAAAAUUUCUUAGUGGAUGAGGAUGAAAUGAUGGUAGGUGAUGAAGAAAUUGAAAAAGGUCUUAAUAGGGAUUUGGAACUCCAGAUCUCUAAUGCCAUAGAUUCGCGGUUUCUUCUACAAUUGACAAGCGUUUUGUUUGGAGGGAUUUCACCUGUUAAUGGUUCUCAUAAAGAAGGGCCUCACGGCGAAGAGGUGGUAGCUGUUGGUGCUGCUUGUGCUUUCUUGCAUGUGACUUUAAACAUUUUGCCCCUUGAGCGUACUAUGACUGUACUAGCAUAUAGAACAGAGCUUGUUCCUGUGCUAUGGAAAUUUAUGAAGCAAUGCCAUGAGAAUCAGAAGUGGUCAGCCUUGUCUGGGCAUUUAACAUAUCUGCCGGCAGAUGCACCUGGGUGGCUAUUACCUUUGUCAGUUUUCUGCCCUGUAUAUAAGCAUAUGCUUACGAUAGUUGAUAAUGAGGAGUUCUACGAGCAAGAGAAGCCACUGUCUUUAAAAGAUAUCAAAUGCUUGAUUGUUAUCUUAAGACAGGCCUUAUGGCAGCUCCUUUGGGUGAAUCCCAUCGCUUCCCCAAACUUAUCCAAGUCUACUGCUGAUGUAUUUUCUCUUAAGAGGCACCCUCUAGAAUUUAUUCAGCAUAGGGUUAGCAUUGUAGCUUCCGAUCUUCUAUCACAGUUGCAAGAUUGGAACAACAGACGGCAGUUUACACCCCCAAGCGAUUUCCAUGCUGAUGGUGUCAACGACCACUUUAUUUCUCAGGCUAUGAUAGAAAACAGUAGAGCUCAUGAAAUACUGCAACAUGCUCCAUUCUUGGUGCCAUUUACAAGCAGAGUUAAAAUAUUUGCCUCGCAACUGGCGGCAGUGAGGCAAAGAGAUGGGUCUCAUGCUGGUCUUACGAGGAAUCGAUUCAGAAUACGGCGGGAUCAUAUAUUGGAAGAUGCUUUCAGUCAGUUGAACGCAUUAUCUGAAGAGGAUCUUCGAGGACCGAUUCGUGUCACCUUUGUAAAUGAAUUUGGGGUGGAGGAGGCUGGUAUUGAUGGUGGUGGGAUUUUCAAAGAUUUUAUGGAGAACAUUACUCGGGCAGCUUUUGAUGUGCAGUAUGGUUUAUUUAAGGAGACAGCGGACCACCUGCUCUACCCCAAUCCUGGAUCACUGAUGGUGCAUGAACAACAUCUCCAGUAUUUUCAUUUUCUUGGAACUGUUCUUGCAAAGGCAAUGUUUGAAGGGAUUCUUGUUGAUAUACCAUUUGCAACAUUCUUCCUGAGCAAAUUAAAGCAAAAGUACAACUACUUGAAUGACUUACCUUCCUUAGAUCCAGAGUUAUAUCGCCACCUUAUUUUCUUAAAGCGUUAUGAAGGUGAUAUUGCGGAGUUGGAAUUGUACUUUGUUAUUGAGAACAAUGAAUAUGGAGAGCAAACAGAGGAAGAGCUGCUUCCUAGAGGGAAAAGUACACGUGUUACUAAUGAGAAAGUAAUUACAUAUAUACAUCUUAUAGCCAACCAUCGUUUGAACUUUCAGAUACGCCAACAAAGUUCCCAUUUCCUGAGGGGAUUUCAGCAGCUUAUACAGAAAGAUUGGAUUGACAUGUUUAAUGAACAUGAACUUCAGCUUCUGAUAGCUGGAUCGAUGGAGGGUUUUGAUGUCAAGGAUCUUCGAGCUCAUACUAAUUAUGCGGGUGGUUAUCAUAGUGAGCACUACGUCAUUGAUAUGUUUUGGGCAGUUCUCAGUAACUUUUCCAGGGAAAACCAGAUGAAAUUUUUGAAGUUUGUUACUGGGUGUUCUCGAGGACCUUUGCUUGGAUUUAAAUUCCUUGAGCCUUUGUUUUGCAUUCAGAGGGCUGCUGGUAAUGCUUCUGAAGAGGCACUUGACAGAUUACCAACAUCAGCUACUUGUAUGAAUCUUCUAAAGCUUCCUCCAUACAGAAGCAAAGAGCAACUGGAGCAGAAAUUGUUGUAUGCUAUAAACGCCGACGCUGGUUUUGAUUUGAGUUGAUAGCGUGCUUGUCAUUUCCAGCCCCGCAUGUUAUGCCCGAGAUUCUUUUUGAAGGGAGUCGCUAUCUCGACAGAGACUACCUCAUGUGAUGGUUCGGUCAAAUAGGUCAUUGGAGUAUUUUCAUGGACCGCCAGAGCUAUAGAACAGCAGAAGAGUUGCAAGACAUGGAAAAAGUGAAGGCGGCAAAACAGACAUGGAACCCAUGUCAAUACAAUGCACGAACAAGCCACUGGUGUACAUAGGUGGAUUCAUAUCAGUGUAUAUCAUCUUUCAGUAGUCACAUACAUGGACCUAGAAGCACGCGGGUCUCUUUGCUGGUACUAGUUUGAUGAACUGUAAUUUGAUCCACAUCUGUAAUUUAAGUUGUUAUUGGUCAUUAAAAGGGGGAAAAAAAUAGGGUUGCGUAUUAUGCGUAGAGAAAGGAAAGGAAUCUUGUGAGGGGGCUUGAGCAGGGGCUUCAAAAUGUAUAUGGCCAUCGUGUUUUUUCCUAAUGUUGGUUAAAAAUUCAGAAAAUAUAUUAUUUAUACUUUUGAAUAAUUAAAAGAUGUACAGUA